UGGGCGAGGAGCUGUUGGCGGCGGAGGGGGUGCUGUUUCCGGCCCUUCACUUCCUGUCUCGGGAGCCCCGGCGGUCGGUGCGCGGCAACCCUGUUCGCCCUCUCGGUCCCCCCGCUCGUUCGGCCGCCCCCCCGCCCCCUCUUUCCGCGGAUGCAGCGCCGCGAGGACCCCGCCGCCCGGCUGGGCAGGACCCCGGGCCCCGCCGCCAGGCAAGGGACGCCCGGGCCUCGGCGGACGCCCCGAGGCGGAGCCCGAGGGGCCGGGGCCCAGCCGCCGCCGCUUCUCCCGCCCGCCGCGACUGCCGCCGCCGCCUCGCAGGCCCCCACUGCCGCGCCCACCCCGCUCCUGCCCGGGGCCACCGUCAAGAUGGAGCCCGAGAACAAGUACCUGCCUGAGCUCAUGGCCGAGAAGGACAGUCUGGACCCGUCCUUCACCCACGCCAUGCAGCUGCUGACUGCAGAAAUUGAAAAAAUUCAGAAGGGUGAGACAAAGAAGGAUGAGGAAGAGAACUACUUGGAUUUGUUUUCCCACAAGAACAUGAAACUGAAGGAACGUGUUCUGAUACCUGUCAAACAGUAUCCCAAGUUUAAUUUUGUUGGGAAGAUUUUGGGACCCCAAGGCAACACCAUUAAAAGACUGCAGGAAGAAACUGGGGCCAAGAUCUCUGUGCUUGGAAAAGGUUCAAUGAGAGACAAAGCAAAGGAGGAAGAACUGCGCAAAGGAGGAGAUCCCAAAUACGCUCAUUUAAAUAUGGAUCUGCAUGUCUUCAUUGAAGUCUUUGGACCACCUUGCGAGGCCUAUGCUCUCAUGGCUCAUGCCAUGGAAGAAGUCAAGAAGUUCCUUGUUCCGGAUAUGAUGGAUGACAUCUGCCAGGAACAGUUUUUGGAGCUGUCUUAUCUGAAUGGGGUACCAGAACCAGCACGUGGCCGAGGGGUCCCUGUGCGAGGAAGAGGAGCAGCUCCCCCUCCUCCACCUGUUCCUAGGGGGCGUGGUGUGGUGGGCCCUCCUCGUGGGGCCCUGGUGCGAGGAGCACCAGUGAGAGGUGCCAUAGCUAGAGGAGCUACUGUGGCCCGUGGUGUACCCCCUCCUCCAGCAGUAAGGGGUGCUCCUGUACCAAGAGCUCGUGCAGCAGGCAUUCAGAGAAUACCGCUUCCUCCUCCACCCGUACCAGAAACUUACGAAGAUUAUGGUUAUGAUGAUACAUAUGCGGAGCAGAGUUAUGAGGGAUAUGAAGGCUACUACAGCCAGGGCCAAGGGGACACAGAAUAUUAUGAUUAUGGACAUGGGGAGGCUCAAGAAUCCUAUGAAGCUUAUGGCCAAGAUGACUGGAAUGGAACGAGGCCCUCCCUGAAGGCCCCACCAGCUAGGCCAGUGAAGGGGGCCUACAGAGAGCACCCUUACGGACGCUAUUAAAAACAUGAGGGAAAAAUAUCAGUUAUGAGCAAACAGUUGUUACUGAUUCUUGUAUCUCCCAGGAUUCCUGUUGCUUUACCCACAUCAGACAAGUAAUUGUCUAACUGUUUUUCUUCGUGGCCCCCUUUUCUCCCACUCCAUCCUCACCUUGCAUUCUGGCUUCUGUACGUAGUAUUUUAAAAUGAGUUAAAUAGAUUUAGAAGACCAACUUUAAUUUUUUUAAGUGUGUAGAUUGCUUUUCUUUGUUGUUUAGAUAUAAACACAACUGUACUUUUUUAAUAAAAGUUGAGUUUAAAAAAAAGUUAGUUUCAAAAGUGACAUGCUUGCUUAACAGUUAUGAAAGUAAGGUUUUGUUAACCUUUAAGUUUGGUUUUUAAGAUACCCGUAAAAGUUGUAGUUGCAGAAUCCCAAAAGUAGGCUACAUUUCAAAAUUCAGGGCUGUUUUUAAGAAUUAAAAUCAUAAUGUAACGGUAGUGGCUGCCACCGUUUAAAAGUAAGCUCAGUUGUCAAACUUUCCUUAAAAGCAGAUUGCUGAUGAAUCUUAAGUUUAAAUUUUAAUACAAAGAUCCUCAUAACAAAUUAAAUAGUUUUUUUUUAAGUUAAUUGAUUUAAAAAAAAUUAGGUUUGUAAAAUUGACUUAUGUGGGUUUUGAAAUCUAGCCCCGAACACGCAGUGUUGAGAGAUGCUUGGGAAGCAGAUUUUCCAGUGUAAAGGGGUUAUUAACUUGGUUCUGUGCGGAGAACUUUUAAGAGAAGAACAAAUUUAAACUACUACACGGCUCUGUCUAAUUGCCCAAGGUUUGAAAUUAGAAAGUAUUAAAUGGAUAGUAGGUUUGCAUUCUGUAAAACUACAGAUUUCUCGUUUUAGGAUAUUUAGGGCAGAUAAUACAAUGCGAGUUGAAAAUUGGCAAAGGUGUCAAUAUUUAGCAAUCCCAGUGACUUGUUCAAGUGUGUCUCAACACUAGCUUUAUAUAAAAAGGGACACUGCAGCUGAAAAAAUGAGAAAUUUCACUUUGUACAUAGGUUAAAGUCCUAACUGGAUUUGUACGCUGUCCUCCCACUUUGUUCUUGAAGAUUAAAUGCUACGUGUGUAAAGUCUGCCUAAAUAGGUAGCUAAAACUUGUCAAAAUGUCUGCAGCAGUUUGUCAAUAAAGUUUAGUCCUUUUUUAAUCAAAGUAAAUGUGAUGAAUUGUCAUUUUUUUUUUGUUGAACAAUAAAAUAGCUUUUCUCUUUCAAAUAAACUUAAAUUAAUGCUAAAGUUAAUGGUCUUUUUAAAAUAUGGAGACAUUCUAAAAAUGGUGUUUUUCUGUAACCUUUACAAAAAGCUAUCAAGCUGGUGAGUGAGCUUAAUUUAAAAAGGAGGAAAAAAAAAACUUUUUUUUUUUUUUCACCCCCUGGAAGUUGUUGAAAGCAGUUUGAACCAGUACUAGAGUAGAAAUCUGACUUCUGCAAAACAGCAAGUGGAAGGAGUGUUUAUGGGCUGGAUGGAAUUAGUUUAAUUAUUCAGAUUUCAGAUAGCCUCAGCUUCUGCAGACUCCAGAUGGAGUCUGAAAUGGCUGAUUCUAAAAGUAGAAUAACAAAAUGAAGAUUGACAAAUCCAAGACCUAGCUACCAACAGGAGGAAAAAAGAAGCUUUAUUUUGUUUGUGAACACAACUAACCCUUGUCUAAAGGUGAUGCCUACCUGCUUUAAGGUAGCCUGCAUUUGGGAAGCCAGUUACAAACCCACAGUUGUUUUGAGAAGGGGGCAGGUGAUUGCUUUUAAUAUCCUUCUGGGAAAGCAUAAUAGGUUAAAGUAAAAUGCUGCUUAGAGAAACUCGAGAUGGUUUGUUGUAUUACCCUUCUCUGCAAAAUAUAAAUCUGACAUCAUAGGGGGGAGAAAUAAACUGCUCGGGGGUGAAAAAUGCGCUAGAACAUUAGGAAUCAAACUGCCUGUAGCAGUGCAUGACUGAGGGGAAUACUUUAAAACAAAAAGUUGUAUUUGUAGAUUGUUAUUAAAAUGUAAAUAACAAUUUUCAACAAUGGUUUGGAGUCAGCUUUCAGGGCAUAAUGUCUUGCUUGAUGAAAAGAUCACCCUAUACCCCCCUUUUAAAGGAAAAUUAUCGCAGGAGAAUAAGGAUGUGUAAAGCUAACAUGCAUCGCAAAAAACAAAAGGUAACCUAAAUGUCUGCUUUUAAUAGCACAUUUCUCUUUUACAUAAACUGUGACGGCAACUUGCAUAAACUUUAUUGAAACAAUUCUUCAAAUGUUAAUGUAAAAUUUGAAAAAAAAAUGUUUAAAAGUAGAUGUUUUUAAAAAAAGACCACAUGCUUUUGCAUAAAUUAGCAAUAAUUUCAAUAAUCGUGCACUUUGUAAAUGCACUGUAAUGUAACCUGGGC
Messenger RNA from Gopherus evgoodei (Goodes thornscrub tortoise), 3789 nucleotides. It is a transcript of the gene KHDRBS1, whose product is annotated as KH RNA binding domain containing, signal transduction associated 1. The record is from RefSeq and is a predicted model, not a curated record. Gene Ontology annotation, biological process: regulation of alternative mRNA splicing, via spliceosome. The coding region runs from base 151 to 1413 and encodes 420 amino acids. Gene Ontology annotation, cellular component: nucleus. The transcript is spliced from 9 exons. Lineage: Eukaryota; Metazoa; Chordata; Testudines; Testudinidae. Gene Ontology annotation, molecular function: mRNA binding; poly(A) binding.